GGUGCAUGCUGGUACAACGCGGUCAUUCGCUUCUUUCGUCCGCCAUUUUCUUCCAACGCGAGUUCAGAGUGGCUUUCUCUCGUUCAAAUUGAGAAAUGUCGCGAUAUUCAAGACCUCCAAACAGUUCAAUCUACGUUCGAAAUCUCCAUCCCGACACAAGACCCGACGACCUGAGACGCAUGUUCGGGAAAUAUGGGCGCAUAACAGAUGUUUACAUACCAUUGGAUUACUAUACCAGGGAGCCUCGAGGAUUUUGUUAUGUACAAUUUGAAGAUAUCCGCGAUGCAGAGGAUGCUCUGUACUACCUAGACCGGGCCAUGUUGCUAGGACGUGAGCUGGAGGUUCAGUUUGCCGAGGGUGAUAGAAAGACUCCAACUGCCAUGCGGGGUAAAGAGAAGAGGCAGUCUGGUUACCGGGAUGACUAUGGUGGCAGCUACAGGAGCAGGAGCCCAAGACGCAGAUCGAGAAGCAGAAGCCCAAGAAGAAGGUCAAGAAGCCGCAGCCCAAGAAGAAGACGCCAUCGCUCUGCAUCCCGAUCCCGAUCCAAAUCACGCUCCCGUUCUCCUCUCAGACAGCGCAGGCGACGAGACAAAGAUCGCAGAUCACGCUCAGCAUCACCAGCGAAAUCUAGAUCACCAUCUCCUGCCCGCUCUGCAUCACCAGCUAGUGAGAGAGGCAAUGAUGAUGAUGUAGAAGGUCGUAGCCGAAGUCCAUCUCCUGACGAGUGAUUAAAUGAUGAAUAGUGAUUGUUGUCACCAUGUUCUGGUAUCAAUGUGUUCCAAUAUGUAAACAGUUUCACUAGUUUUACCGAUGUAUCCAGCAGUAUAGGUGGUAUUCUCAGGAAAGAGCCAAUAUGGCAACUAUCAAUGGAGUAGUAGAAAGAAGUUAGUGUUUUACAUGCUAGCCUGCUUGCAGGGGAAUAGGGUGUUUUAAAUCUUUCAGUGCUUGCUCCAGGGACCACAUGGUUUAUAUAUUGCACCCCAUUCACUAAACAGACUGGUUUUCCUUUGAUAAAAAUACCAAAUAGUCUUUUAAGCAGGUUAUUUUCAUGCAUGCUUAUGUUAGAAUGUUUACCAUUGUUUUCUUUUUAAUAAUAAACUUGUAUAGAUAAA
Molecule: messenger RNA, 1112 nt
Organism: Nematostella vectensis (starlet sea anemone)
Lineage: Eukaryota; Metazoa; Cnidaria; Anthozoa; Actiniaria; Edwardsiidae
Product: serine/arginine-rich splicing factor 10
Exons: 7
Coding region: 96-728 (210 amino acids)
Molecular function (GO): RNA binding
Source: RefSeq, a predicted model, not a curated record